CGCUCUGGGAGUGUUUCCCAUUUAAACAAACACGGUCUGACCGAAGAUGGCGGAGAGUUUGAGCUCUAAAACAAACUGCUGUAGUCAGUGAAAGCGUCGACGCCGGAGAUGUUGAGGCACUGAGACGUGGCUGAGGCCCUGGAUGGAGUUUAAGUGGAGAAGUGCUGGUGCUGAUAUGUGCUGAAGAUGAGCGGCGUAGGAGACAACUCGCUAGAGCUGCUGAGCUCCGAUCGCAAGCGUAAACUGUCCACCUGUGACACACCGGGACUGGGCAGGUGUGACAAACGUCGGAGGGAGCAAGAGAGCAAGUAUAUCGAAGAGCUGGCUGAACUCAUCUCCGCCAACCUUUCCAACAUCGACAGCUUCAACGUCAAACCUGACAAAUGCGCUAUUCUCAAAGAGACCGUGAGGCAGAUCCGACAGAUCAAAGAGCAAGGAAAGAACUCUUGCUAUGACAAUGAUGUCCAAAAUGCUGACGUGUCCUCCACUGGUCAGGUGGUCAUUGACAAGGACCAUCUGGGCCCGCUGCUCCUACAGGCGCUGGAUGGCUUCCUGUUUGUGGUAAACCGUGAGGGCAGCAUCGAGUUUGUGUCUGAUAAUGUGACACAGUACCUGCAGUACAAGCAGGAGGAGCUGUUCAACACCAGCGUGUACAACAUCAUCCAUGAGGACGACAGAGAGGAGUUUCACAUGAACCUGUCCAAGUCUAGUGCACCAAACGGGGCACCAUGGGGUGGAGACGUGCCUCGACAGAAGAGCCACACCUUCAGCUGUCGGAUGCUGGUGAACCUUGGUCAUGGUCAGAGUCACGGGUUGCCAGAAGAAAGAGUGGGGGGUCAGCGCUAUGAGACCAUGCAGUGUUUUGCUGUCACUCAGCCCCGGGCCAUGAUGGAGGAGGGAGAUGAUCUACAGUCGUGUAUGAUCUGUGUGGCGCGGCGCAUCACGGCCGUAGAGCGGACGGAGCGGUUCAGUCGCCAUGACCUGACCUCGUUCCAUACUGGGCAUGCAGAGACGCCGCUCUACCGCUUCUCUCUCUCUGACGGCCCCCCAGCCACCGCUCCAGCGAGGACCGACCACUGCAGGAACCAGAACACCAACGAGACACACCCCUUCUUGUCCCCACACUUUCUGCAAAGUGAGCACAGUGGUUACCGUGGAAACCAGGGGGGCCCAAUGAGGCCCCAAAACAUGGUUGUGAACAACUCCAACCAGCAGAUGAGCAUGGGCAUGAACAAGGGCUACGGCCUGGCUGAGCAGGGCAGCAUGCUGCAGAGGGGAGUGCCUCCGUACUCCGCCAGCGGACGCAUGAAUCCCAUCAGCCACGUCACUUCUAUGCAUCAGAUGAACAACAUGGGUCAGGUGAACCCAAAGAACCCCAUGCAUCAAAUGAACUCUAUGAACCAGGUGGGCUCAGUCAGCCAGAUGGGUCAUCAGGCCAUGCAGCAUCAGCAGAUGGGCCAGUUCCAUGGAGGGGGAGCGUAUGGGAUGGGAAUACCCAGCCCAUCUCAAGCCGGUCCAGGAAUGAAUGGUCCUCCUCACAAUGUCCUGGGAUCACCCAGAGUUCGAGGAAGCCCCAAGACAGGAGCCAGUCCCUUCUCUCCAGGAGCUUCCCUGAGCUCCACUCAGACUGGGAACUCUGGAGUUGGAGCAACCAGUUUCUCCAGCAGCUCGUUGAACGCACUCCAAGCCAUCAGUGAAGGGGUUGGUAAUCCGAUGCCUGCUCCACUCACAUCCCCCCCCAAUCACAAGCCUGACAGCUCCCCAAACAUCCACUCCACCAACCAGCCAUCAGGAGGACCCUGCAAAGCAGGUCUCCCACCUUACUCUGAAUCCAAGAGUCCAGGCAGCUUGCUAAGGACUGUCGGGGACCAGCAGCACCCUCGCACCCCCACCAACGAGGCCCCCCCUGACAAACCAGACAGCCAGGUCAACCUUGGCGGCGGAGAGUCUAACCGGCGGCUCUCUGACAAGUACAGCAACAACAGGAAGCUCCUGCAGCUCCUCACAUCUCCUACAGAUGAGAUUUUACCUCCUAACCAAACAUUAAGCUCAACAACAACCUCCACUAACGCUAAAGAUGGAGCUCCUGGUGUCACCAGCCCGUCCUCCACCACCGUGUCCUCCUCCACAGGUGGGAGUCACAGCGCUGCGUCAAACCAGUCCGUUCAGAAGCACAAGAUCCUCCACAGACUGCUACAGAACGAGAACACUCCAGAUGAAGUGGCUCGGAUCACAGCUGAGGCCACCGGGAAAAGCAGUCUGGAACCAGGACCUCUAGAGCCCGCAGCCUCCGGGGGGGGCAGAGGGUCGGAGUCUAAGAAGGAGCAGCACAGCCCCAAGAAGGAGAAGCCCCAUGCCCUCCUUCAUUAUCUCCUCAAUAAAGAUGACUCUAAAGACAGCGGUGAAAUGAAGACGAAGCAGGAGGAUCUGAGUGCCGGAGGGGCCCAGGGGCCAGGGGUCACCAUCUCUGACCCCCGCUGCAUGGAUGGCAAGACAGAGACACUGGAGACCAUUUUGGGUGUCCCAGCGAGCAGCUCUGGUUUCUGCCCUGAUCCAGACCUCAGGGCCGGAAAGGAAGUGGGAACCAAACUGGGGAGUUUUCCUGACAGGUCACACGACGGGGAGAAAAGCCCGAUGCUGCUGGCUCAACGGGCAUCCUAUCAGAGAGCCCUGUCCGUGGACGCCAAGCCUCUGGGUGGAGACGUGGUUGCGGACGGCUCACUGGCAGCCAGGAGAAGCCUUCCCUGUCCCUCCCUGAUCGAGCAGGAGAGCAUGGACGCUGCCAUCAGAUCUGGACCGGUGCCCGGUGGCUUCCCGGGAGGCGUGGGAGCUGCAGGCAGAGGUGUUCACCAGCGCCUCCCCAUGGCAGGCCCAGGCGACUGGGGCAUGCUGAGACCUAGCAGCAACCCUGUUCCCAGACCGGGACUUCCAGGUAUGGGCCGUUCUGCACAGGUGGGAACGCCCAUGAUCAGCCGCUCCAACAGUGCACCUGGAAACGGCAGACCUAUGCUGCAGCAGCAACAGGACAUGGGUGUUUCCACCUCAUCGCUGCUCUGCACAGGUCCUAAUGAAGCCAUGGGUAUGAAGAUGUUCAGCGGACACAGACCCCUGCCUCAGUCCCCCCCCUGGCCCGGCUCUCAGACUCACGCUAGCAGGGACCAGUUUGUGCAUCCUCUGGAGGAGCUGCUGGGGCCUCUGACCAGUACUGACAGUCCUAGUGACGAGCGGGCCCUUCUGGACCAGCUGGACUCGCUGCUCAACACCACUGAUGGCUUCGCUCUUCAGGAGAUAGACAGAGCCCUGGGAAUCCCUGAAAUAGUAGGACAGACCCAGGGCCCUGAAGGCCCCCAGCAGGUCCAGGAACAAGGCCCGUCUCUGUGCCCUCCAUCGGAACCCUUCCCAGGUCUCGACUCUUUGCGCAUUGACCAGAAACCCGUGUACAGCCACGGCUACCCAGGGCCCCAGGGGCCUCCCUCCAUGGGAAUGCAGCCCGGUUAUGCUGGGAACACAAUUCAGGGCCAGUCUCCUGGAGGCUUCGGUCCCAUGGUGAAUCAGAUGGGUCAGACCGGGGCCUUCCCUGGAGGCAUGGGCAACCCUCGUGCAAACGUGCCGAGACUUCGAAUGAUGAGUGCCACUAAGCAGCUCCGUAUGCAGCUGCAGCAGAGACUACAAGGACAGCAGCUUCUAAAUCAGACACGACAAGGCAUAAAGAUGGAAAAUGCCCCCAGAGCAAACCCCGCCAUGCGUCCAGGCAUGCAGCCCGGAGCCAUGAGCGGUCAGCCUGAUUUUGUGACAGCCCAGAGGAUGACUCAGCACACCAUGCAGAUGCAGAUACGGAAGCAGAGGAUGAUGAUGCUGAUGCAGCAGCAGGCAGCAGCUGGAGGUUUCAGCCCUCCCCCUAAUGUCACAGCACCAGAAGGCAUCGGCAGCCCCUUGGGAGCACCCCCCAUGAAUCAGCCUGGGCAGCAGGCUUUCAACUAUGGAGGUAACUAUGGAAUGAACCAGCAGGGGGACCCGUCAUACAUGGCUCCUGUCAGCAGUCCACCAGGAAAUAUGAUGCAAGGACGGAUGUCCGGUCCUCCACAAAGCGCCAUGAUGCCAGGGAUGCAGGCGAACCCCCAGGGAGGACACAUGUAUCCCUCAGGAGACAUGAAGGGCUGGCAGCAGGGGGUCAUGGCUCGGAACAGCCCCUAUCCUCAGCAGCAGUUCCCCCAGCAGAGCAGCCAGGGCCAGUUUGGACCCAUGAUGAUGAAUAACACCAUGAGUGGAUCUGGACCGGUCGGGGGUUCUGGUGUAGGGCCGAUGGCGCAGAUGCAGGGACAGAUGGGCAUGAACCCCGUGGGAAUGGGCAGAAUGUCGAUGGGGCCUGACCAGAAGUAUUGCUGAGGAUCCGUGGCUGGAGUGGACUGGACCAGAGUUAAAGCCACACACACGCACGCACACACACACACACAGUAGGAGUCCCCCUGCAAAGACUGUGACAUGGAAGACCCAGCAGCAAUGACAGACCAGUUGGUGCUGGUUUUCAGCGCAGGUUCUAGCCUUGGAAGCACAAACACAAAGUGUGUGUGUGUGUGUGUGUGUAAAGCCUGAGUCAUGCUUCUGCGUCAGUGCGGAGACACGCAACGCCAUUAUCCGUCCUUGCGUAGGGCCCCGGCAGGCACGCAAGGACGUACGGAGUCGAGCCCACUUUUUUAAACAUCCGUCCGUCGAGACGGACAACGCAAGCUUGUGAUUGGUCAGGGCACUGCUGUUGUCUGCACCGCCGCCAUCGCGGCCUCAAAAACAUAAAGAGAGCCGAGGAUAACUAGCGGCAGACACAGAGAAGCUUGAAGAAUACCUCGCGAAAAAAACUCUAAAAUAUGAACGUUUAAUUCCCCGUGACUGGAGGAGUGAAAAGAUGCGCAGCAAGCAUUUUAUUUGUGGACGGAAAUGACAGGAAACGUGGGUUUAGAGGUGGCGAGCGCAUGAAGAGGUGGAGGAGAAUGAGAGACAAAUUUGUACAUGUUAAAAGUCUCUUCUAUACAAAAAACACAAUAUAAACACACUAUCUUGGACCGGAUGCAUGACAGGAUACCAGAGAACAGCACUAUGCCCUCUGCUGUCCUGCCGGGGAAUUGCUUUGCAACACUCCCCAGGAGACGGAGAAGUAUGAGAGCAAAACGCUUCCAUCAAUCCGUGCGUGUCUGUCCCUUGCGGAGCUGACGAGGGAUGGGUACCGAAUUCGGUACUUUUUAAGGUACCGACUGAAUUCCAUAGUACCGACCGAGCAGCGAUUCACGUCAUUUCAAACGGUGCCUCGUUUCGGUACCCGUCCUUCAUAACAAGAACUUGCCAAGACAGCUGCGCAUGCACAAGAGCGUUAUGUCGUCGGUCGCUGCGAGCGAGUUGUAAACAGAGCAACAUGGUAGAAAGAACGAACGCUAAAGCUUGGGUCCACUUCACUAAAUGUGAUGGGUAACUGGGUGAUGAUGAAACCAGCGACAGACAACGAUCUAAGUGAGACAUCCUCAUCUUAAUCUGCUCCGGUAGGUAAAUAAAAUGUUUAAGAUAACGUUAGCUUGAUAUGUUAGCUUCCAUUGCUACCAUUGUUAUCAGCUAAUGGUGCGUUCGCUUUCUCCUCGGAAAUUCUAACUUCCCGGUAGGAAAAAUCAAAUGAAAAAGGACGGCAAAAGGAAUGAAGAUUCACGGUAAAUUUAGUUCACAGUAAAGAUGUUUGCUUCAGUUUAAUUAUCAGCUUAUAAAACUACAAGGACGAUGUUAAAAUACAAACAGUUGUAUGUUAUUUAUUGUGAUAUUAACAAAUAUUGUUAUGUAUUGAGAAAAAUAUAUAUUUAAUUAUAAAAGUGAAUUAAAAUAUUAAACAUUCAAAAGUAUCAAAAAUUGGUACCGUUAAGUACCGGUAUCGAUUCAAAUGUCAAAGGUACCCAUCCCUAGAGCUGACGGAGAAGCAUGAAUCAGGAUUAAGUGUGUGUGUGUGUGUGUGUGUGUGUGUGUGUGUGUGUGUGUGUGUGUGUGUGUGUGUGUGUGUGUGUGUGUGUGUGUGUGUGUGUCUCCAACUGGGAGCUGCCGGGCUGCAUUCAGCACCCCCGGCUAGCUAACCGGACUGCGGUACGACUGACGACUGCACUUUACCAGGAAGCUUUUUGUGUUUUGGGGAGAAUAAAAGUGGUGCGACAUGUUUUCAUCAUCACAGCCUUUCUGCAGAUUGGACACCUUUACGUUGAUCUGGUUUGGUUUGCUUUUGAAUGCGCCUCGUGUUAAAGUCGUUUAAAGCUACACACACAGUUUACUGGUCAUGUUUCUCAGAUCAGAGCAAUAACUCUUGUCUCUUUGCUUUAGAGCACCUUCAUUUGUAUUAAAACAGAGCAAUGGUACUGCAGUAUUAGACAUCUCAGUGUCUUCUGUCAUCAACUGUAAAUAUUCACCAAAGCCAGCCUUUAGAAGGUCCACACCUGGGCCGUGGGUGAGUUUCUGCGUGUCGUAGGUCAGCGCUGUCAGAACAUUUGAGCUUUUCUGUUUUUGUUUCCUAAACUCUGUUUCAUGUUCUAACCGAGGCACUUUUAAAUGGACCCAGUUUCCGAAGAGGUUCUGUAGAGAGGAGCUGUGAAGUCGGUCUGCAGCGGUGUGAUGAGAAUGCUGAUCCUGUAGACGGCCUUUACUUUGACUGUUAGCUCAAUCUACCUUUCAAACAUGCACAAUCCAAAGAUGUUUUCACUUCUGUGUACAGUUAGAGGUUUCUGGUGUAUAUUAUUACAGGAUGUGUGUUUAUUCAAACAGUAAUGGGUACAUAUCAUGGGUCUGUACAAAGUCUAGGAUGGUUCUGGAUGCUGGGAGGAGGACCAGAACCUCAGCAGCAGGUUUUACUCUAAGGUAAAACCUGUGGAACGAAGCAUAUCAAUCUUUCAUCUAUUUUUUAGAAGGUGACAUGAUUUUAUGUCCAGAAUUUGUUACUUUGAGGAAAAUGAACUUUGUAGAGCUACAGGAGAUGUUUGGUUUUAGCUCGUCUGAAGCUGAGAUGAGCGGAUGUUUUACAGGAUGUAUAUUACAGAAUUGUUCUGUUGAUGUUGAUAUUCAUGUAAAUACAAAUUUAUAUUUAAACA
This is a messenger RNA of Nothobranchius furzeri (turquoise killifish), 7103 nucleotides long. Lineage: Eukaryota; Metazoa; Chordata; Actinopteri; Cyprinodontiformes; Nothobranchiidae. The record is from RefSeq and is a predicted model, not a curated record.